AGUUCAUAUUUCGUCCAUACCAGUCGUUGAAAUUACACCCGAUUCGAAAAGUGAUAAUUGCCUUAAUAAUUAGUUUUAUUAUUAUAUUUAAGUAAAAUAAAAAUUUGUUAAUAUUUCUAAUUACACAUUAUAUGAAGCAACAUUUUUAAUGGCUAUAACAAGAGGAUUUAAAUCUCGUUUAUGCUUCAUUAACAAUUGAUUGUGAAUACGAUUUGGAAGUGUGUCAUAAAAUAGUGUUGACAUUUAUUCCCCUUUGGACAAGUCCCGUUUUUUAGUCAUUAUUUUUCUUUUUUUCUUUUUCUUUUGUUUUUCGAACGAAAAGUUUUUUUUUUUAAUUGUUUUACUUUAUUAACUUGUGAAAUUAAAAGUAUAUUAAUUAUACAGUAAAUUAAAUAUUUUAGACAGUAAUUCCCAAAAAGAGAAAGUUUAUUAUAAUCGGAUUACGUUAAUUAUAUUCCUGUAUCACUAUAUCGUCGAUAUAACUAGUGAUAACCUCAAGACACUUCGACGAAGAAAGUCGAAUUUUCUAUCAUAGAAACUGCCUUUGGUUAAACGACUAUAGAUUUUUAUGAAUUUUAAUGUUAUAUUUGAUAUUAUACUAAUAAAUAUUGAGAAAUGAUGUCAGAUCGAGAUUAUGCACCAUUAAGUGCAGCAUGCGUUCGUUCAUUAAAUGACAAAAUUUAUGAGAAACGAAAAGCAGCUGCUGUGGAAAUAGAAAAAAUGGUCAAGGAAUUUGCUACACACAAUAAUACCGUUCAAAUUAAAAGAUUAUUAAAAGUACUUGGUCAAGAUUUUGCAACUUCACAAAAUCCGCAUACAAGAAAAGGGGGUUUAAUUGGUCUAGCAGCUAUAGCUGUUGGUUUAGGAAAAGAUACUGGGCAAUAUAUUGAAGAUUUAAUACAUCCAAUAAUAGCAUGUUUUUCUGAUUCUGAUUUAAGAGUUAGGUAUUAUGCUUGCGAGAGCCUUUAUAAUGUAGUAAAAGUAGCUAGGGGUGCGGUAUUACCACAGUUCACAGAUAUUUUUGCAGCUUUAAGUAAAUUAGCAUGUGAUUCGGAACAAAAUAUAAAAUCCGCUACAGAAUUACUUGAUAGACUUAUGAAGGAUAUUGUGACAGAAAGUGGUCUGUUUGAUUUAGUUGGUUUUAUGCCACAGUUAAGAGAACGUAUUUAUACUAAAAAUACAUUUGGUAGACAAUUUGUUAUAGCAUGGGUAUCUGUCUUAGAUGCUGUACCCAAUAUGGAUUUUAUUACAUUCUUACCAGAAAUACUUGAUGGAUUAUUUAGAAUUUUAGAAGAUCCAACACCAGAGAUUAAAAAGACAACAGAUAUAGUUCUUGGUGAAUUUUUGCGUAAUAUAAAAUCGAAUCCAGCAAGAGUAGACUUCUCAGGAAUGAUUAAUAUUUUAAUUACUCAUGCUCAAAGUACUGAUGAACUAUUGCAGUUAACAGCAAUAACUUGGAUUAAAGAAUUCGUACAGCUUUCUGGUCCGGUUAUGUUACCAUAUAUGUCUGGAAUACUUGUGGCAGUGUUACCAUGUUUAGCAUACGAUGGAGAUACAAGAAAAAAUAUUAAAGAAACUGCAACUCAAGUUAAUACAAAUUUAAUGAAAUUAAUAAUGAUGGAAAAUUCAGAUGUUUCAAAUAAAGUUUUAAUAAAUGAAAGUAAUAUUAAUUCUGCUAAAAAGUCAAAAGAUGGUAAUCAAAAUUGUUCUUUGGCUGAAAGUUUAGAUCUGUCUAGUUUGGUAGAAGUGCUCAUCAAACAUUUAAUGUAUAUGUCUGUUCAAACUAAAGUUGCUGUUUUAAAAUGGCUUCAUCAUUUAUUUACAAAUAUUCCACAUAAAAUGUUUGAUCACAUAGAAGUAUUAUUCCCAAUUUUAAUGAGGUCUUUAAGUGAUAAUUCAGAUGAUGUAGUACAACAAACUUUAGUUGUAAUGGCUGAAAUAAUUAGUUCAAAAUCUUCAGAAGCAAUUACAGUUGAUUAUCAUAAUGAAGUGCAAAAUAAAUAUUUUACAAAGUUUAUUGUAAAUUUAUUAAGACUAUUUUCAACUGAUAGAAAUUUAUUAGAAGAAAGAGGUGCUUUCAUCAUAAGAGAAUUGUGUGUAUUACUUAGUGCUGAAGAUAUAUAUAAAACAUUAGCAAAAAUAUUAUUAUAUGAAGAGAAUUUAAGUUUUGCAUGUACUAUGAUACAAACUUUAAAUAUCAUUUUGCUAACAAGUUCUGAAUUAUUUGAUUUAAGAAAUAAAUUAAAAGACUUGGAUUCUUCGGAAAGUUGCGAUUUAUUCCAAUGUCUUUAUGAAUCUUGGUGUCAUAAUCCAGUUGCAACUGUAGCCUUAUGUCUUCUAUCACAACUUUAUCCCCAUGCACUUAACAUUAUCAAAUCAUUUGAAAAUAUCGAAGUUACUGUUGAAUUUUUGACAGAAAUAGAUAAAUUAGUACAGCUUAUUGAAUCGCCUAUAUUUACAUAUUUGCGUUUGCAGCUAUUAAAUAGAGAGGAUAAUAUUGACUUAAUUUAUGUACUGUAUGGUUUGUUAAUGAUACUUCCUCAAAGUGAAGCAUAUGCAACUUUACAGCGACGACUAUCUGCAAUUCCUCCAGCAACAAAACCAUCGAGUCUUAAGAACAAUAAAGUAUCCAAUAAACAAAAAUUAAACUUCAUUGAGUUACUAUAUCAUUUUCAUGCUGUCCAAGACAAACACAAAGAACAUAAACAUAAACAAAGAUUAACUUCACUAGUUGAAAGGAAUACAAAUCAAGUUGAUGUAUAAUAUUAUAACUAGUAUGAUAGAAUGUAGAAUACAUUUAAUUGUUAAUUUUUAAUGUGUAUAUAAAUCUGUUAAUUUUUUUAUUGAAC
Vespa mandarinia (Asian giant hornet) is the source of this 2849-nucleotide messenger RNA. Its product is annotated as protein VAC14 homolog. Gene Ontology annotation, cellular component: endosome membrane; PAS complex. Lineage: Eukaryota; Metazoa; Arthropoda; Insecta; Hymenoptera; Vespidae. Gene Ontology annotation, biological process: phosphatidylinositol biosynthetic process. The record is from RefSeq and is a predicted model, not a curated record.